CUAUAACAUUCCCUCACCUGACGAGACUAACUCACAGCCAGUUACACCUUGCCGGUCUUAGCUAGCUCUUGGUAUCCGACUAGAUUUAAAUAAACCUGACAGAUUUCAACAAAACUCGUGUAAAUACGGGUGGUGUGCACUUUACAAUUGUGAGGUGAUUGUAUUGAUGACUAUUAUAUAUAUCAAACAAUUUGUGUUAGUGCAUAUUUGAUGUAUAACAGUGUAUUUAUAUUCCGUGAAAAGGGUUUAUAAACACGAAAGACCGAAAUUUAUACAGGAAAGCGAAUAAUAUUUUUGUAUAAGGAUAUGAGGGAGACACGAUCUUUGUUUCGUUAAACAGAGGAACUGAAGAUAGUGUUGGCGAUAGUGGUGAUAAGUAAGGGGGAAGUGGAGACACUGGUGGAAAGUGUAGUGGGUGAGAUAGAAGUAGUGGUGGAGGCGAAUACAUCAGGGGUAAGUGUAGCGGUGGAGAUAGUGGUAAUGGUGGUGAAAUGUUUGAAAGCGUCAUCUCCCCCUCCCCCACCGAAAACCAGGGAAAAGCCGCUGUUGCCCGGGGUGCACCUACGGGGGCUGAGCGUCACAAUAACUCACACCCACCGCCACCCAGCUGCAGGUUUACCUCACCCAGAGAGGGAGACAGGCUUCCCCAGGACGCCUCCUGCCUGCCACAAGAGCCCCACCGACCUGGCCAAGGCUUCCCCCACGCAAAGUUUUCGUGGACGAGGGGAGUUUGACAUCCCUAGACAGGAGGAACGACCUCAAAGGGAGGCUGAAGGGGCCAGAGAUGACGCCGAAGCCCAAACGUUUCACCAGCCACCCCAAGGGAACGUAGAGAAGCCUUUAUGGUACCUAACUACCACCACCGCCGCCAUUUUGCUGAUACAAGGACUCUUCAUCAUCCUCUUCACUGCCUUCGUGAGGUAUGAUGAACUGGCGGACGCGUCACACCCCGGAAACAACCAUCACUAUAUCUUGGGAGGAAAUUUAUCUAAACACAACCCGGGAGGUCUCCUACACCACCAACUACUAAACAUGGAAAUAGUGGUGCUGGCGGGCGUAGGACUGCGGAUGGCGUUUCUGCGAGAGUAUUCCUACAGCAGUGUGGGCGUGUCCCUCCUGCUGACAGCCAUGACCUUGCAGUGGGCGAUACUAUGUCGAUGGUUUAUUACCGAUAAAGAAUUUAUGUACAUUAGCAUUUACAGCUUGCUGGAAGGGUGUGUGGUGAGUGUAAGCGUGGGGGUGACUCACGGGGCUCUGUUGGGGGUGGCCUCGCCCCUCCAGCUAGUCCUCCUGACCCUCCUCCAGGUGCCCGUCCACACCGCUACCCACCACCUCGUCAACAACAUCAUUCAGGCUGUGGACCGCGGGGGCAGCUUGUCGGUCCACAUGUUUGGUGCCGUAUUCGGGGUGUCGGCCUGUCGGGCCCUAGGAGGCCGGAGGUCGGCCACCACCACCCGACUCUCCGCAUCCAAGACCUCCCAAGUGGCGGCCUUCAUAGGGACGAUGGUGAUGGUGGUGUACCUGCCGGAGGUGUGGUCAUGGAGGAGCAGUGGAGACGACCAGCACCGCGCACAGAUCAACACUCUUCUCGCUACCCUCGCCGCAGCCAUCGUCGCCCUCCCAGCCUCAUCCAUAGCUCACACGCGCAGGAAGUUCUCGAUGAGUGACAUACAGUGCGGUGUGAUGGGCGGUAGCGUUGCAGUGGCGGCGGUGGCGGACAUGAUGCUUGAGGCCUACGGGGCGUUGUUGCUUGGCGCCAUUACCAGCGCCAUAUGUGUCCUUACACGACGUCGUCUAGCGCCUAUGUUACAGACACGUUUGGGAGUAGCGGAUACUGCAGGCGUGGGCGUAUCUCAUGGCCUGGCGGGUGCUAUGGGUGGACUAGCUGGCGUGGUGAUGGCCGCCUCCGCUAGUGAUAAGGGUUCUUAUGGAGUCAGCGUGUACGAGAUUUUUCCUCCUAUGGCACCAAAGGAAAGCACCCCGGAAUUAGCUGAAGUAGUGAGUUACUACGUCGUGCCGGCUGGUAAAGGGCGGUCAAGUGGGUCUCAGGCCGCUCACCAACUUGCUGCUAUUCUUGCCGUUCUCGUCAUCUCUGUAGUAAGCGGCGUCCUUGCAGGUUUGUUGCUGAGGCUGCCACUGCUUGAGAACUUGACCCAAGAUGACCUGUACAGCGACCACCGCUUUUGGCAGAUCCCCGCCCGCCAAUCAUCACCCUGCCGCGCCCACACCCAAGUCGGCCCUCACACCCACUCCCACCCGCACGACCCCGCCCACGCCACCACGCACCAUAAACACCAGCAAAUCCAGUCUCUUGCACACAAUAACAAUACUGGCCCUUGACUUCCUCACCAGAAUGUGAGACUUCAUUCACCACAACUACCAACCUUUGACUUCCUUCACAACUACCAACCUUUGACUUCCUUCACCACAACUACCAGCCUUUGACUUCCUUCACCACAACUACCAGCCUUUGACUUCCUCCUCACAAGUUCAUCGGCCCUCAGAUGGUAAUAUGACUGUCUUCUUGCAUUCAGUACAUAGAUAACCCGAUACCAUGUUGGUCAUAUUUUCACAAUUAUUAUUUUUUUAGUUCAGGGAAAGUUUAAAAACGCUCCAUAGAUAAACGCACAUCUUACGGCAACAGUUGAUCUACACGAGAAGGAUCUGGUAAACUCUGCAGGUCAGGGUACACGAUAGAUAGCGACUACAAAUUACAUGUCUAGUAUUUGUUUAUUUUCGUAAUAUUUAAACGAGGUUGUCUAUAUUUACAGUGAAUCUUCUUUUUUCCAUAUACAAUAUUUAUCAACCGCUUUUGAUAAAACUUGAAAUGUAUUUUUAUUGUAAUUUUUAGAGGACCUUUAUGUUGUGAGGCCCUAAGCUGCAGCCUGGUUAGCUUGAGUAGAAGUCCGGCACUGUCUCACCAUAAAAGGCAUUAUAGUAUUGGCUGAUGUGGUGUCACGUGAGAUUCUGAACAACCAAUCAACUACGAAUUGUAACGGUUGCUAUGGAGACCAAAACUAGAUGGAACUUAGGGUGAUGGAACAAUAAAGUUGAUUUUAAGGCAUCAGAAAAUAUUUAGGUUUGAGGUGUUUAGUGUAGUUAUCGUUUUAUUUUGAUUACAGUGAGCUUAUAAUUUAGUAGUAUCCCAGGAGUAGUAAAAUAAUGUAGCUUUGUUAGAAUAUUUUAUAGUUUUACUCUAAUUUUUUUAAAGAUGAUUCACUUUCAUAUGAGUGUCAUGCAUAUGUAAAGGGUAUUUCAGGAGUUGAUACUGUUUCUGGAACAUGUGCGUAAAUGAUAUAAGAUAGCGUCAUACCAACUUUGAACCAAUCACUGAAAAUUUUUGCCCCCCAAAAUCUAAAAUGCUGUAGAUAUAUGAUUCAGCCCAAUACACCUUUAUAACUAGGCAUGUUUAAGGAUCUCUUCUGUAUUCAGAGUUACCAUGAUACUGAUAUUGGUAGACCUUCAAACACUCUUAGACAUACGUUUACACAGACACACACAUGCUUCAAGAACAUUAUUACGCUACCUUUGAAUCCCUGGGGGUAAAGCUCGUAAAUAAAUACCUGUACAUGUAUGUUUGUGAGGUAGAAUGUGUAUGUCGUUCUCAUUAAUCAGAUAUUUUUAUUUAGAAAUAUAUAGUGUGUUAGUAAAGAUGUAGGUAUAUACAGAACAUACAUAAUACUAUUCAUUAGGUGACAGGUCUGAGUUAGUGCCUUCAGGUAGUUGAGAAUAGAAGUCUUAACUCAGAAGCUCAUUAACCUAAUCAUUUAAUCCCCUAGUAUUGUAUAUAAUUAGGCUGCUGUAUAAUCAUUCCAUACAUAAAGUAUAUAUGUAGACAAAGUACCCAGGACUCUUAGUAAUGUUGACCAUCUACUGUAUACUUGAGUUAUUUAGUUAAGGGGAGAUUGGUAUGUAGAAAUCUAUUUACAUAGUUUUUCCUUUGUAGUGUUAUUUUGAUGUGAUCUAUAAAUAAAAGCAACACUCACCAUAUAAUAUAAAGCAGUGUUACAUACACCUCUCUCACAUGGACCACAGGUAGAUGCCAGAAAUUGCUAAUGUAUCUACUUAUUUUUGAUUGAACUAAUAUCGUCAAUUGCUAUCUUUCGUGUAUAGUUAAUUUAAUUUAUUCUCUUAUUUUUUUAUUAUCGUCAACAUGCAACAAUCUGAAUGUAUAUCGUGCGUGGCCUGCCUGUGAAAUUAGCUGUUUUUGAGAGUACAGUAAUUACAUCUGUUACCCUGUAUAUUGUACUGUACUCAAAGAGAGAAUCUAUUUCCACAGAUGACGCAAAUAAUUUAAAGUAGUUCCCAAUUAAAAAUACAGCUCUUCCCUUGUUUACUAUCUCUUACAAAGUUGGUCUACUCAGUGUUCCAUAUUCGUCAACCACAAAUUAGAAAUCGCUCUUGUUAUGUGUAAUGAUAACAUACAUUUCAUUACUAUAUUUACUAUUGUGUAUAACCUGCAUCGUCGUAAAUGCAACAGUGAUUAUAUCCCAUGGUAUUUAUUUUUCAGCAUUGAGCUCAGUGUUGGCAGAGUUAGUGUGUAGAGAGUAGGCCAGUUUAAACCUCUCUAAUAAACGCGUCUGCGGGUGCUGAUGGUAAAGUGGAUUAUAUCGGUACCAUGAUAGUGCUCAUUCCUUGGAUGUGCGCAGAGCAGCAGAAUACUUUUGUUUAUAAUUUCUGGUCAACAUUAUUAUAAUCAUAUUUAUUCAGUAACGUAGUCAUAUAGGUUUACAAUUGGAUAAGCUUGUUUUUAAACUCUACAGUUCAGCAUGAAUAUAGACAAUGUAGGUAUACGGUACAGGUAGGCCGUGGGAGUUUGCCGUGACAGUGCAGGUAAACAAUGGAAACAGUAAGGCAACUUGACCAAGAAUAGCAGACAAAACUGUCAGCUGCUUAUUUCCAGGAGGAGAAAGGUUUCAAAGAGUGUACAACAUUAUGAAAAGAAACAAUAAUUAAGUCCUUCUUGGUGAUAAACAUGAAAAGUUGGUGACUCAGCCUAAGGCGAGUCAAGCCGGAAAAUAUUGCUGAAAGAUUUUUUUAGUCUAGUUAAUCCUAAGAUCACGUUUUCUUAACCUUAUUUUCUGUUAAUAGAGAACAAUAAGGGAAACUUGUGUAUUAUGUAUAUUUUUCAA
Molecule: messenger RNA, 5132 nt
Organism: Homarus americanus (American lobster)
Lineage: Eukaryota; Metazoa; Arthropoda; Malacostraca; Decapoda; Nephropidae
Product: ammonium transporter Rh type C-like
Exons: 10
Coding region: 481-2340 (619 amino acids)
Biological process (GO): ammonium transmembrane transport; ammonium homeostasis
Cellular component (GO): plasma membrane
Molecular function (GO): ammonium channel activity
Source: RefSeq, a predicted model, not a curated record